Molecule: messenger RNA, 529 nt
Organism: Amphimedon queenslandica
Lineage: Eukaryota; Metazoa; Porifera; Demospongiae; Haplosclerida; Niphatidae
Exons: 4
Coding region: 8-529 (173 amino acids)
Molecular function (GO): protein binding
Source: RefSeq, a predicted model, not a curated record
UCCUAAAAUGAAUUGUUUUCUGUCUGAAGUGACCGAGAGGGAAGUCGAAAGCUAUACCCAUUCACAUAGUGACGCAUUUAACAGUCAAUCGUCUCAUCAAAAAUUAACGAUAGCAGUACAGGAUAAUUCUGCAUACGGGAUGGUUGUGCCAAAAGGAUUUCACAUUAAAUCCUCAGAAAAGUUCAAACCUUCAGUAGUAACAUCAAGCACUUCAAUCAAUCCAAGCACCAUUGCUAUGUCUACUAAGUCUCCUGAAGGUCUCCCUGAAAAACCCGGAUCCAAAACUUUUCUUGACUUCAAUAGAAGUACAUUGGCUAGCUAUGAUAUAAAAAAGGUAGCAGAUUUACUGGUAAAGAUGAGGCUGGAACAAUAUGCUGAGACAUUUCAGAGGGAGCAAAUUGAUGGUAAGAUACUGAUUGAAUUAGACGAAAGCAUACUCAAGGAAGAGCUGGGAAUAGCUAAGAAAAUACAUCGUUUAAAACUAUUGAACAUUAUUAAUGGUGAUCAAUGUAUUUCAGUUUAUGUUUAA